Molecule: messenger RNA, 3391 nt
Organism: Trichoplusia ni (cabbage looper)
Lineage: Eukaryota; Metazoa; Arthropoda; Insecta; Lepidoptera; Noctuidae
Exons: 6
Coding region: 2676-3116 (146 amino acids)
Source: RefSeq, a predicted model, not a curated record
GCCGCGAGCGCCGCCAGCCGCGCCGAACAUUAUUUCAUCAUAUCGGCUCGGUGACUCAAAUCAACUGUUACGACACACAAAAAACAGACACAGUACAUACACAGAUAAAAUACAAUUAUAAAAAAUGUAGAGCUCGAAGAUCUUAAAAAAUGGUUGUGUCUCUAGCAGAAAAUUCAGUGAUUUCGCAGCCGAGUCGAGUGACAGCUUGCGUAAUCUCUGACGUCACUGCGGACAUAGCCAUGUUACAGGCGAAGUCUCGGAGAGCUGGUGUCCCGGGCAGCUGAAGACGGUACCGACGGUUACAUGCCAACCAUAUAGGAGAGAGAAAAAGACUGACUAGUAUAUAUUACAGUCAAGUCGAUUCCUCCCCCCGACACGACUGACAUAUUAAAAUAAUGUUCUUUCUUCAAGUCUUCAUAAUAUUUCGGCCGCAGUUUUCAGCUCCAACUGUAAUUAAAAUAUUCAACGUAAGUACGACACGUGCGCGAACUCCUAACUGCAAGACGUGAGUCACAUGACAAAGCAAAAGAAAAAAUAUGACUAAUUGUUCUGUAACAGCGCACAACCGCACGCAGACCGCGUUUGUUAACGUAAUAACUUUUUGGAACGAAUGAUAAAAAGUCGCGAAGUAGCUACUCAACUACGAUACGGAAGUUAAAAAAGUAGGUCGCGAACAUCUCACAAAUUUUUUAAACCGAAUCUAUCUUCAGUAAAACUCACUUUAAAGUUGAAUAAAGUUCACUACUAGUCCCUAUUUCUAACUAACUGUAACGCGCCUAACUCCAACGAAAAAAAAGAAAUAAAAAAUUGUUCAGCUAAAGUUAAACUGGCACUAGGGUCCUAAGAGUUCGGAGCGCACGACCGAUGCGGAUGGCGACCAAAGCGCGAAUGGCGGCCCGUAGCGGAGAGCCAUGGCGUUUGCACCAAGAGGGGCGCGGCACGGGGCGCGGGGAGGGGGCACGGGGCGGGCUGCGCGCGCAGAGAAAGGACGCGAGUGGUGAUGUAAUCGCGAUCGAUGCACUCCAAGCCACCUCGCGCCCACCGACCGACUAUGAGAAACUACCUGACAUAGGGGGGCACGCACUUUAAUGGCAUAGCUGCUGCAUUGCGCCGUUGAGUACUAGAUAGUACCUACGUUGAAUAUCGCUAGUGACGCAGUUAAUUGUGAUAAAGUGUAAGAUUUGCUGAAUUCAACGAUGGAUGAUGAACGAGCUUUGGCUAGGAGAUACCAGGUCAGUGACCGUUUUAUACACGCGUGCAAUAUUUUACGUUUAGUCACAAAGAAAAUCGUGUGGUGUUGAACGGUGGACCGCGGUGGCGUCAGCUCUCGUACUAAAAGAAUAGGAUCGAGUUAGAAUGGCUUAGAACAAUAUGUGGUCGAGAUAGUGGUCGCUUGAUAUUGAUCAGUUGGCUUGGCGCUGAACGGGGCGCGCGCUCGUCGUGCUCCGUCGUGCGUUUCCGUAGCCCCUCGGCGUCUAUGUAGGUCACACGUGUAAGCGUUAUCCCCACCGAACCGGCCUUGGCUUACUUUGGACCAAAUGGCAUAUCUCCUCCCCUUCUCCUAGGGCUCCGCAAGACCGCGACUCGGUACUGCUACCACCUAUUGCUAGUACAGGGCUCUGACCAACAGGCACUUGGUACUAGUGUUAGACCUCCGCCGGUCACCUAGCGACGAUGGUCGGUUCACACCCUAAUGGUGACGUUUCGGGCACCUACACAAAUCCGCAGCGACUCACAUGACAUCAUGAUUGCCUACUUUUCAUGACUAUAUAGCUAUUACGAUUAUUUACUAAUAUGUUUUAAUUACCAAAAUAUCUCAUUUAAUAAGGUGAGAGACAAAGAUAAGGAAUGUGAGUGCUCUCAUAAUCCGAUUUAAACAAAAAAGUCCAAAAUAAAACAUCAUUUCAUUCAAAAGUAGUUUGUAAACAAUUCCUACAGUUUUGUAAUAAAGCAAAAGUAAUAAAUAUGAUAUAUUAUUAAUUGAGAGUAGCGGGGGCUUGUACAGAGGCCUGCGUACCGCGCAUGUCGCAAGUGAGCGACCUCAGCGGCGCAUUGCGGCUCUAACGAUCUAAGUCAGUAUCUACGGGCACGGCAGCCCAACGCGGCCCCCUUCGCAUAAAACUCGUUGCUGAUGAUGAAAACAGCAAUUCGGCCUCGUUGUAUCUAGGACGGCACCCAAAAUAACUAGGGCACCGUUAAUGCGCAGCUGGCUAACGCCGAGCGUCCAAAACAGUGAGAACCGCGACAAACGGCGUUUUCGAUCCGCGACCAACAAAGGGCGUUUUCCUAGUUGCGCGCGCAGCCAAAGUUCCGUAUACGAAGGCAGAUGCCGCUGCCGAAAUCGACCUCUCAGCGGGGCGUUCGUGCAAUCUCUAGUACACGGUUAAUUUAUUGCUCCGCGGUGAUAGUUAUUCUAAAACAUUGUAAUACGAAUAAAAACCAUUAGUGAUCGCGUUUUUCGGUUCGUAUCGUACUCGCGGACGCGGAUUCGUCGUAGUGAAUUCGCUAGAGCCUCCGAAUAUCUGGAGGCGUCGCGGUGGUGCGUACGCCAUCUUGUCCACAUCGGUGCCGCGCCGUGGCGACGACCAACACCCUGCGUCAGGCUUGGCUGUUACUGAUAACAAAUUAACUGCAGUAACUAGCUGGCCUUCUAAUUACUGAAUUUGAAAAGUUUGAUGGUGAAUACGCUCCAGCAAAUAAGAGCUAAGAUGGCGAGGCGCCCGUUGAACAAAUAUGACUCGCCAAUGUGUCCCUGCGAGCUUGAAGCUCCCCGUGUCGUCUACGAAUAUAAUGUCGAUACCCCAUGGAUCACAUAUGAUAGCUCUGAUGAGGAUGAAGCCAUAGAGACAGCCGCCGCUGCGAUGGCGAUGAGGGCGUCAGUGUACGCCGCCACGGUAGAGUCCGCUACCUUGGAAAUGUCAGGGAGCGCUGACGAAGGCGCAACUGCUGGACCCUCCUCCGCAUCGCAGGACGGUGGCUCACCGGCUGAAUACGAGUACAGCUCCGAUGAGGAUGACAUGAUUGCGCCGGAGCCAACGCGCCGCAGCGCCCACGCCGGCUCUUCCCGCAUGGCUCGGCAGGUCACACACCAGGGCACCAUCCGUUAUGGGACAUAGCCCUCGAGUUGGCCUUAUCCGAGAAGAAUCGCGACGGCAACUCAGUAGCCGGGGGCUUAGUUCGAGAAUCUGGCAACCUUUGGUCUAGGGAGGUUGGUGGCGGCAGCAGAAGACGGGGUCAGGUCGCGGAAUGGUUCCUCUUGACACACUAUCCUCGGAGACAUCGCACACCUUCCAGCUCGUUCCCUUAGCAGGCGGAGAUUAGUGGCAUAUGACUGAUGCCGCCCUCCGGCCCAUCCGCCGUCGGUUCAUAUGCGGAUGAUGCGACGCCCAGU